Molecule: messenger RNA, 3157 nt
Organism: Cucumis sativus (cucumber)
Lineage: Eukaryota; Viridiplantae; Streptophyta; Magnoliopsida; Cucurbitales; Cucurbitaceae
Exons: 1
Coding region: 66-3068 (1000 amino acids)
Source: RefSeq, a predicted model, not a curated record
UUUUUUUUUUUUUUUCUUCUUCUUAUUAUUAUUAUUAUUAUUUUGCAGGAACUCUUCUUUUCAUCAUGGUGCACUUCACUGAGUAUUCUGACUCGACCAAAAGGUGUUUAAUUAUCCUGAAGGACGUAGAUCAAUCUUUAGAGGAAGGGAUCAUUCUUCCUGUGAGAGAGGGGACAUAUGAGAAUAUUAUGGACUCUCAAAUACCCGAGGACAAUUUUAUCUUUUUGCCUAAAUGGUCCAAGGAACGGUUUGUAAAUCCAAAUUCAUCUUUAAAAUCUUGGUUUCUGGAGUCUUCGAUUCACAACAAGCCUCCAAAUGAGGAUCCAGAAUCAACGUUGGGUCGUCGAAUUAUAAACGACCCAAAAAUUCGUUGGGGAAAUGUGCUCAAGGUACAUGGAGAAUUUUACUAUCUUCCUCAUUAUUGGGAGUGGUUAGAGCUCGUUGUUGCUAGAAAUACGGCAGUACUCAAGCGAGCCUCCCUAUUUAAUGCUGUGAUGGCUUCCCUAUAUACAUAUGAUCGCAACAGUGACAUUGAUCGGGCUUUCUGCGAGGCAUGGUGUCCUUCAACAAACACUCUUCACACCUCAGCUGGUGAGAUGUCCAUCUCCUUAUGGGACUUAUGGAUACUAGGAGGACUCUCGAUUAAAGGUAGAUUUUAUGAAGAAAGCAUUCCUUGCCACCAAGACUUAAUAGGAUCACCUGAUGUAUGUCCAAGAAGUUGUGAGCAUUUAUUUGCAGCCUAUUACCGCAUUGUUUCUCAACGCAUGGAUCACUCUCAAAUCACUGUAAGUGAAUGGAUCUCUUUUUGGGUUACACGAUCUGAGGUAAAGUAUUCGAAACCGCCUCCUCGAAAGCCUAAAAAGACUUCUCGCCCUCGCUCAACUCAUAAUCCAGAUGGAAUUCCCAUCAGACGUCCUGACUGGUCUAAAGCUGAACUCAAAGUGUUCCUUGACUUAAGCGUCACUGAUGAUCAUAGGGACAAAACCUAUCUAGCGGCAUUUCUCUCUUGUUGGCUAUGUGUGUUUGUGUUCCCUGAUAAGCAACUUUCCCUUCGUCCGGAGGUUUUUAAGGUUGCUAGCCUCAUGGCGGAAGGCUACACAUUUAGCCUUGCCGUCCCUGUUUUAGCUAAUAUUUAUAGUGGCCUACGCCAAGUUCAUGAUUCUACUUCAUCACUUGGUUAUUCAAAUGCCUGUUUUCCUCUUCACUAUGUCCAUGGGUGGCUUGCUCUUUACUUCAACACUCAUUAUAAAGCCCCUAGGAGUCUUAGGGGUCCUCGCAUGGUUGAAUUUUCUGGUGAAGGUGGGGCCAAAUAUUAUACUAAUCUUGAGGCUCGAACACAUAUCCACAAGGGAAAGUAUGUGUCAUGGCAUGCGUGUCUUCCAACAAAGAAUAAGGACGAACUCUUAACGGAUGAUGGAGAGUUAAUUAGUUGGAAUGCUUCAUUUUUCAUAAGCAUUCGCUCUUGUUUUCUAUCUUCGCAAUGUGGAUCCUCCACAGUUAUUGAGCCUUAUAGUCCUUGUCGCUUUAGCCGACAAUUUGGAUUUUAUCAAGACGUGCCAUAUGACUUAGGUGAAGAAAUUCCCGAAGCCAAUUUUUUUAACGUACGAUAUUGUUGGAUGAUUUGUAUUCGCGAGAAUACACUUUCCCAAGUAUAUCUUCCUGUGUCUGCCCCUAAUCCAGACACACAUGUUACCUCUCAUUAUAAGGUCUGGUGGCUUGCAAAACACGGUGAUUACCUCCAAGAAGGAGUACAACAUUUGAUAGAUCGUCCUACUCCCCCUCACAUCAAAUCCAAAACCACAAAAAAGAUUGAACAUAAUUUUGGUAGUGGAAAUCAGAAGAUAUGCUCCGAUGAAACUGAUGAACGACUUGUGGAGAAAAUUGAGGGAGGGACAAAACGCUUGGUGGAUAAUUUGUCUCUUUCUACACGAUUUAAACAUCUUAUUAAAGGUGGUAUUGACAAUGUGGGUAAGGACAACCGCUUAUCGAUAGCUACCAAGCAUCCUUCUAAACGUAUUGAGGACAGUCAAAGCAGCAAUGAUGAUCGCCAUUGGAAGAGACCCAAGAAGCCCAACAAACAGUCGAUCGAUGAUGAAGAGUCUCCUAUUCGGGUCCCUGAUGCUGCACAAUUCUUCGAUGUCCCUUCCCCCAUGGUUUCUUUUCGUCUCCCUUUUUAUUUAUUUAUUUAUUGUAUUUUCUCUCCUUUACUCCUCUUAUUUCUUGUUGUUAAUAUUAUUUUGCAGUCUUCUUUAGGUGAUCACGACCUACACAUCGAAGAUACCCUAGAGUCGAUGCCGAAUCUAGAAGACUGUAACGUUGUACUUUCUUAUAAUGGGAACUCUAAGGAACCUAUAGGCGCAAAUAUUGUGUCUGCUUGUCCUCCUGUGAUCAAGGGACCUCCUCAAAAAGUGGAAGGCACGGAGCCUAUUACAGUUUCUGAGAUUUCUCAUUUUUGUGCUGACAGCUUAAUUUCUGACCUCCGACGACAGGCUGCCAUAACCUUAUGGGAAAACCUACGACAGAAGAUCAUUCGUACCCCUUUUGAACGACUGAGUAGUCUUGAACCAGAAAUGCAUAAGAUCUUUGAUGCGAUUGCGACUAGCGGCAGCGACAACCUUAUUGUUUUGAGGGAGCUUGUGAAUGGUUACUUCCAAGGUGUCGAGAACCAUAAUCAAAUACAUUCCUCAUUUCUACUCCAAUCAACUAAGGAUGUUCAGCUAACGGAGGCAAAAGGUUUUGUGAAGACUCUGCGAGUUGAUGAGAAUCGUAUAUUGGCAGAGACCAACACUGCUAAACGUCGUCUUACACGACUGUCCGCCAAGGAGGCUAAACUAGAGGCAAAACUAAAGAUGGUGCGGGCUGAGUCUGCUAAACUUUCUGGAAUAAUUUUUAAGAACGACCUGGAGCUGAAGCAGAAGCAACAUGAGAUUUCGAAGACUUGUGAGGAAAUUGACAAACUCGAAUGUGCCCCGAUCGUUGGAGAUAUUGAUGCUAAAAUGCUAUCAACACUUCGUGAAUCUUUAGAAAGCACACUAGAGGAGCUGAAGAACUUUAAAUGGACUCCAUGAUUCUCUGCUUUCUCUUAUUUAUCUACUUAUGCCUUUUUAAUUUUUUUUUUUGCUAGAAGUUUAUAAUAAUAAAAAAAAAUUUAUUCUUU